This is a messenger RNA of Notolabrus celidotus (New Zealand spotty), 3390 nucleotides long. It is a transcript of the gene prickle3, whose product is annotated as prickle homolog 3. Lineage: Eukaryota; Metazoa; Chordata; Actinopteri; Labriformes; Labridae. Gene Ontology annotation, molecular function: zinc ion binding. Bases 164 to 2593 code for a protein of 809 amino acids. The transcript is spliced from 11 exons. The record is from RefSeq and is a predicted model, not a curated record.
AAGUCGCCGGGGUAGUUAGCCGACAGAAGGAGGAGUCUGUGGCAGUCUGAGGGUAACAUCAUGUAGCCUAACUCACACUGUGUGACUUCAAAUGUAAAGACCUGUUUUUUUUUUCUUUCCUCUUCUUUACUAAAAGUCAUUUUUCUGAUAUUAAAGCGACACCAUGUUCCUGCGCGGAUCAAAGAAGCGACGGUCCAACCGCUCGCAGGAGGAAGAGGAUCCAGACAGAGGGCAGCCCUGCAUGCGCUGUGGAGAUCAGUGCCCUGGCUUCCGCGUCCAUGGCUGGAGGAAGAUCUGUGUACACUGCAAGUGUGUGCGAGAGGAGCAUGCCGUUCGCUCAGUGCCGGGCCAACUGGAAAAGAUGAUGACGAAGCUGGUGUCAGACUUCCAGAGACACUCCAUCUCUGAUGACGACUCGGGCUGCGCCUCAGAGGAGUACGCAUGGGUCCCACCUGGACUCAAGCCUGAACAGGUUUACCAGUACUUCAGCUGCCUGCCUGAGGACAGAGUGCCUUAUGUGAACAGCCUAGGAGAGAGAUAUCGGAUCAAACAGCUGCUGCACCAGCUCCCAGCCCACGACAGCGAGCCUCAGUACUGUAACUCUCUGGAGGACGAGGAGAAGAAGGAGUUGCGUUUGUUCAGUCAGCAGAGGAAAAGAGAUAACUUAGGCCGAGGCGUCGUCAGACUCUUCCCUGUGACUAUGACUGGAGCCAUCUGCAAGCAGUGCGGCAGGCAGAUCUGCGGUGGAGACAUAGCAGUGUUUGCCAGUCGUGCGGGACACGGCAGCUGCUGGCAUCCGCAGUGUUUCAAGUGCGCCUCCUGCAGCGAGCUGCUCGUCGAUCUGAUUUACUUCUACCAGGACGGACAGAUCUACUGCGGCCGGCACCACGCUGAGAGGCUCAAACCGCGCUGUCAGGCCUGUGACGAGAUUAUUCUGGCGGAUGAAUGUACGGAGGCAGAGGGGAGAUACUGGCACAUGAAGCAUUUCUGCUGCUUUGAGUGCGAGGCUGCGCUGGGCGGUCAGCGUUACAUCAUGAAGGAGAGUCGACCGUACUGCUGCACUUGCUACGAGUCCAUGUACGCCGAGUACUGCGACACCUGUGGAGAACACAUAGGUAUAGAUCAGGGUCAGAUGACCUACGAGGGUCAGCACUGGCAUGCUGUGGAGACGUGUUUCUGCUGCGCCCGCUGUCGGCUCCCUCUGCUGGGACGUCCAUUCCUCCCUCGAGCCGGACUCAUCUACUGCUCCAGACCCUGCUCUCUGGGCGAAGACCCCAACAACUCUGACUCAUGUGACUCGGCGCUGCAGGGCAGAACGCCUCAGCACAGGCGUGGUGGGACGGCAGACAAACAGCAGCAGCAGCCACAGUGUGGUUCCCCGCUGCAGCCACUAGAGGGCAUCAAACCUCCUAUUACUCCUGCAAGAGACUACGUCAACACUGCAGUGGAAAACAGAGGUGUUCACUGUACAGCUCCAGUGCAAAAUGGACUCCCUUCACUAAAUACUCAUACUCAUCCCAGAGGCUCGUACUCCCCUCUUCCUCACAUUCAUCUAGGAAAUGGCUUAGGUCCAUCCUGGCCCAGUGAUCUUCCUCAUUACAGUUUACUGCCAGCAGACUGUGCCAUCAAACCUCCUGUAGCUGGUCUACAGUUCCAGGGACAGCUUAAUGGAAAUACUGGACUAACUGGUCUUAAUUCAAGAGGAACCUCCACGGCCAAGGACUGCAGGAACUGGGUGGAAAAGACAAAUCAAGUUAUGCAAGUGUUUCCUCCUCAGAUAAAAUCUCACGUCAACCACCUCAUCUCACCUGACUCGCCUCCUCCCCUGCCCAACCCCUCCAUCCUCCCGCCUCCUCUUCCCAUUAAAUCUAAAGACUUGAUGGCACCGGAGCUGCCACCCCAAGACCUCACCCCACCAGAGGACAGACCCUCAGACUCCCCGCCCCCACUGACCCGCAGCAGCACAGCCAGGGUCAGCUUCAGAGAACCGAUCAGCAGCAGCUACUCUGUGGACGAGGAUGAAGAUGAGAACGAGGAGGAACUGCAAGAGGGAGAGGAAAUCCAGCAAGAGGAAGAGGAGGUGGAAGAAGGCUUCGGGAGCAGGUUGAAUCUACAGAAAGGCAUCCCACCACAGAUGGAUCUACUGGACGGAUCCUCCUAUCAGCAGCGGAGUCUGAGGCGAGGCUGGAACCGAUCCCGUGUCCCUUCCGACCCAGCUCUCCACCCUGGAACAGAGAGGCGCUGCAGGCGCUCCCGUCCAGACCGACCUCGGCUCGAGACCCUGGACUGGAGAAGUGAGAGGGACAGAGACAACCGGAGCCCCACCUCUCUGACCCUCCAACAAGGCCAGUACAAACACGGAGACGCCUGCUCGACCUGCUCCUCGUCCUCAGACUCAGAGGAAGAGGGCUUCUUCCUGGGACAGCCGAUACCUCUGCCCCCGCAGCUUCGAAAGCAGGAACCGGAGGAGGGCAGAGGGAGAGGAGAGGAGAGGGAGGUGCAGAGAGACUCGAGCCUGAGAGGAAGCUUCAGGCGGAGACGAGCCCACAGUCUGGGUGCAAAGGACAAAGAUAAAAACUGUGCUAUCUCUUAACCCUGACACAAACAUCAAUACGCAGCAUGUUGUUUUCUAAACGAUGGUGCACAAGAGGAGCUAAUGGCCCUCAUUACUCUGGUGCUCAGGCUCUUUAUCAGUUUUAUGAUGUGGUGAAUGAAACACUCACAUGCAGACUCACAAAGCUGCUGCCCCUGACUCACCGCUCAGCAAAGGGAAGCACAAUAAACCUCAGACCUGUACGGUGCCGACUUCUCAUUGAAACGUCGCAGUGUACAACAAAGGGUGAUGAAUGUGGAGUGAGUACUGGUGAUGUUUGAUUAUAAGUGAGAGUGAAAGCAAACUGCACUGUAAUCUUACAGUUCCUAUCAUCAAACAAGAUUCACGUAUGCAAACUCUGAGCAGCAAAGAUGACCAGGAACAGACAGCACAUCUUAUCUUAUUUAAAUCUCUACUGUAACCACAUUUCUGUGCUCUUAAUGUGCAAUUUAUAUACAACUGUAAUACUUUACAGUUAUGAACACUACAUGGCCAAAUGUAACUACAUGGCGUGACAAGUUUCUAGCACAUUGUGAUAGUUUUAUAUGUUGAAAAUCAAAAAAAGACAAGUGUUGUUGUAAAGUCUGAACAAAAACUGCAAAAUUUGUAUUCAUGUAUGUCUUAAAAAAGAACAAAAAACACUUGUUUGACUUUAAGAUCAUUUAUUUUUAUAUAUUUGGUGGAGGGUGAUUUCCUUUUUGUAGUCUGGGUAAAAGGAUUGGAUUAUAAUGACUGCUUCUGUUCUUUUUGAGUAAGUGGCAAAGUUUUAUUGUGUUAUUAAAUGUGUCUUAAUUAUU